Pyricularia pennisetigena is the source of this 561-nucleotide messenger RNA. RefSeq lists its product as uncharacterized. Bases 1 to 561 code for a protein of 186 amino acids. NCBI's taxonomy places the organism in Eukaryota, Fungi, Ascomycota, Sordariomycetes, Magnaporthales, Pyriculariaceae. The record is from RefSeq and is a predicted model, not a curated record. The transcript has a single exon.
AUGAAGUUCUCUAUCAUCCUCGCCGCCGCCGCCUCGGCCGUCGUCGCUCAGGACCUCUCUACCCUCCCCAACUGCGCUGUCGAGUGUCUCAGCUCUGCCAUUGCCUCUUCCGGCUGCAAGGGCACCGACAUCGCUUGCCAGUGUGGCGAGAAGAAGACGGCCAUUGCAAACGCCGCUACUCCUUGCCUGCUUGCCCAGUGCACCGACCCUAACGACCUCGCUAAGGCUGCUACCAACGGCGAGGCUCUGUGCAAGAACGUCAGCUCCGCUGUUCCGUCUGCUACUCCCUCCUCCGCCGCCCCGACCGCCACGCCCACCGGCAACUCUUCGGCACCGGCCUCUACCACCAAGCCCGCCACUACUACUGGAGUCCCCAAGACCAACGGCACUUCCUCUGUCUCCCCCACCUCUUCUGCCAGCGGCACCGGUGCCAACAGGACCCCCAGCAGCACCACCGGCGGCUCUCCCGCUGCCACCUCACCUGCCGGCUCUGGCGCUGCAGCUGUCACUAUCGGCGCAGGCGCUCUUCUUGCCCUGUUCGGUGCCGUCAUUGCUCUGUAA